AUGGCUGAUGUUAAUAUAAGCCAAAAUAAAGAAAAUUUCGUGUUGAUUUGGCUUGAUCGAGCACUUGAUACAAAGUAUAAUGACUUACGAAAUCUGGCCAAAAUACGUGAUGUUGCUUACUCUCUUCGUACUUAUACUGAUCCAACAGUUUGCUUAGAAUAUAUUAAAGCAUCAUCUAAUGAAAAAAUUUUUCUUAUUGUAUCGGGUACUAUUGGUAAAGAGUUUGUUCCUCUUAUUCAUCAUCUUCCACAAGUUCAAUCAAUUUAUGUUUUAUGUUUACAUAAACGACAACAAAUAGAAUGGACAAGUGCAUUUUCAAAGAUUAGACAAGAAGAUAUUUUUAAUCAUGUCAGUCCACUUAUUGAUCGUUUAAAAAUUGAUUUAUUCAAAUGUGAAUAUGUAUCAGACAUUAGCUUCAAACUUGAAAGAUCAAUUUUUGACAUUCAUCAAAAAAUGACUGAUUUCAAAUGGUCUCGUCUACUAUCUCAUACUUUAACCAAAUUAAUUCCAGAUAGAAAAGCUCAACAAGAAAUGAUCGAUUAUUUACGUGAUUAUUACAAGGAUAAUCAAGCUAGUUUAGAAUUUCUCGAUGAUUUUUCGAAAAAUUAUAAAAAUGAACAAGCUAUUCGAUGGUAUACACGUCCUGGAUGUCUAUUUCGAAGUCUUAAUCGUUCAUUUCGAGAAGAGAAUAUUGAAGAAAUUUAUAGAUUUCGAUCAUUUAUUAGAGAUCUUUCCGAACAAAUCGAUUUAUUAUAUAUUGAACAAAAGGAAACAAUAGGAUGUGAUUCAUAUACUGUUUAUCGUGGCACAUGUCUUCCUUAUGAUGAUAUUGCCAUUCUCAAAUCCAAUCAGGGAAAAUUAAUUUCGUUUAAUGGAUUUCUUUCCACAAGUUUUGAUCAUAAUGCAGCAUUAGUUUUUAUAGAACCAAGUAGCAAAGAAGAGCAAAAAGAAGCCGUACUCUUCCAAUUCUUUGUUAAUACUGAUCUUGACACAACUUCUUAUGCUUACAUUGGACUUGAAAGUGAUAUUUCUGAUGAAUUAGAAUUGCUUUUCAAUAUAAAUACAAUCUUUCGUAUAAAUAAAGUUGAAUAUGAUGAAUCAGCUAAACAAUGGUUUGUUCGAUGUGAACUUUGUCUGAAGAAUGAUGUAGAACCACUUUAUUUAGAAAACAAUGAUGAUAUCAAUGAGAAUCAUUCUAAUUUAUAUCAAUUUGGUAUAUUAUUAAUGCAAGCUGGACAAAUAUCCCAAGCGGAAAAGUUUUAUUAUAAAUUAUUAGAAGAAUCUUCAGGAAAUUUCAGAGCAGAAUUUAAUUGUUAUACUGGACUUGGCGCUGUUUUCUUUCAUCUAGAAAACUAUACACAUGCACUCGAAAUGUAUUCAAAAGCAUUAGAUUUAAAUAUUCAACCCGAAGUCAUUUACAAUGAUAUGGCAAAUAUACAUGUUAAAUUAAAUGAAUAUCAAAUUGCAAUUGAAUUUUAUGCUCGAUCACUAUCCCUUAUUGAUGAUGAAAAUGACAUCCAUUUACUGGCUACAACGUUAGCUAAUAUUGCGAAUGUAUAUCAUCUUCAAGGUGCUUACAAACAAGCUCUUGAAAUAUAUGAAAAAGCCAGUGACUUAUACGUAGAUGCUUAUGGAGGCAUGUACCAACAUCCGAAGCAAGCUGGUCUCUAUGACAUGAUGGCUAUGGCUUAUAGACAAUAUGGCAUGUUUGAUAAAGCCAUGGAAUAUUAUCAGGAUUCUUUAACGAUUUUGAAAAAGACCUUACCGACAGAACAUCCAAAUUUGGCACAAUGCUAUAAUAAUAUUGGUCUUCUUUUCUAUGAUCGAGAUGAUCCUGAUUCAGCAUUUGAAUAUUUUCAAAUGGCUUUAGCUAUUGAUGAACCACUAGGACAUCGUCAUCUACGUUUGGCUACUAUAUAUGGGAAUUUAGCUGUUAUUUAUUCUAUCCGAAAUCAAUACGAUCUUGCAAUUCAAUAUCAUGAACGUGCAGUUAACAUAUGCCGUGAAGUUUUAUCAGAACACCAUCCGGAUCUAGCUAUUCGCUAUGUCGAUCUUGGUGUUACAUUAAUAAAACAACGAAAAUUUGAUGAAGCUCUCAACGUCUUGCAUAAAGCGAGAGCAAUUUAUGAGAACCAAGAUAUUAGCACCUUUCCAUUAGAUCAUCCAAAUUACGCUAAAUUCUACAGUACUAUGGCUGAUUUAUAUUCUGAAAAGAGUGAUUUUAAUCAAGCAUUUGAAUUUUACACUAAAGCACUUCAUAUUCGACAAGUUUAUUACUAUCCAGAUCAUCCGUUAAUUACUGCUAAUCUACACAAUCUUGGUGUCAUACGUCAUAGACAAGGUCAAUAUUAUCGAGCUCUUGGUUUCUACCAAAGAGCAAAAGAUCUAUUUGAACAAGUCAUGCCACAAAAUCAAAAUGCUCUCACUUCCCUUUAUGAUAAUUUAGCAAGUUUGUAUUUUGACAAAGCUGAAUAUGAACUAGCUUUAGAAUAUUAUGCGAAGUCUUUAAAUAUUCGACGACAGAUAUUCGAUGCAAAACAUCCAUCUAUUGCUAGAAGUGAAAUGCAUCUUGGAAAAAUUCAUGCACAUUUGCGAAAUUAUAAAGAUGCUUUUGAUUAUUAUAAUCGAGCUCUUCAAAACAGUGACAAUCUAGGUGAAGUUUAUAUAAAUCUCGGAGAUCUUCAUUCAUUUCAAAAUCAGCAUACCAAUGCGAUGGACUUUUAUGAAAAAGCUUUGACUUAUUACAAAGAAACCUAUGGCGAUAAUCAUUCAUACACAGCUACAACUUAUUCUAAAAUUGGUAACGCUUUUUAUUUACUCGACAAUUAUGAUAAGGCAAUAAAUAAUUACAUGAUAGCUUUACAAAUUUUUCAGCAAAUUUAUCCUGAAGAUCACAAAGACAUUGCUACUAUACUUAAUAAUGUUGCUAAUAUUCUUAGUGAUGUCGGUCAGUUAGACGUCGCUGUUAAUCUUUAUAUACGAGCGCUUGAAAUCUACCGAAAACACUUUACUGCAUCACAUCCAGAAGUAUUGACAAGUCAAACAAAUAUUGCUCAUUGUUGUAGAGUAUUAGCAAGGCAAUGCGUUGAGCAAGGACACUGGCAAGAAGCUCUCGAUUUCUGUCAAGAAGCCUUAGAAAUUUAUGAAAAAGUAUUACCUGCCGGUUCGACUGAAAGAGAAUCAACAUUAACAAGUGUGAAAAAUGAUAUGGACCAAUUGCGAGACUUGAUUACAUCAAGCGUAGAAGACACUGCCACAAGUAUGCAAGACAAAAUAUCAGAAUGA
Molecule: messenger RNA, 3285 nt
Organism: Rotaria sordida
Lineage: Eukaryota; Metazoa; Rotifera; Eurotatoria; Philodinida; Philodinidae
Source: the annotation of a GenBank genome assembly